This is a messenger RNA of Colletotrichum chrysophilum, 1269 nucleotides long. RefSeq lists its product as uncharacterized. The transcript is spliced from 5 exons. Gene Ontology annotation, biological process: glycolipid biosynthetic process. The coding region runs from base 1 to 1269 and encodes 422 amino acids. The record is from RefSeq and is a predicted model, not a curated record. Lineage: Eukaryota; Fungi; Ascomycota; Sordariomycetes; Glomerellales; Glomerellaceae. Gene Ontology annotation, cellular component: plasma membrane; lipid droplet; mitochondrion.
AUGCCGAUCAAGCAGCAUGGCCGUCAGUACGACUUGGUCGUCUUUGGCGCCACGGGAUACACUGGAAAUUUUGUCACGGAGCACAUUACAACACACCUGCCAUCCAAUAUGAAAUGGGCGGUGGCAGGCCGAUCAGAGUCCAAACUUCGAGGCCUCGUUGCAGAGUUGAAGAAGUUGAAUUCCGAUAGAGUGCAGCCAGAGAUCGAAAUCUGCAGCCUCAACGACGAGGAUCUCGAGCGCCUCGUAAAGAAAACUUACAUUCUCAUCACCACCGUCGGUCCCUAUGCACAGUAUGGCGAGCUUGCCUUUAGGGCAUGCGCCGAGAAUGGCACGCACUACAUGGAUGUGACCGGCGAGACACCUUGGACCGGCACGAUGAUCAACAAAUACGAAGGUGCAGCCCAGGAGACGGGCGCGAUGAUGUUUCCCCAGAUUGGUAUCGAAUCCGCCCCGCCAGACCUCGUCACCUGGUCGCUCACGAAGGAGGUCCGCGAGAAGCUCUCGGCCAAGACGGCAGCAGUGACGGUCUCUAUCCAUCAGCUAGAUUCGGCUCCGUCUGGCGGUACCCUGGCAACGGUACUUGGCCUGUUUGAGUCAUUCUCUAUAUCGGAGGUGAAAGCGCAGCACAAGCCAUAUGCUCUCUCGCCAGUGCCCAAUCGCAACAAGGUUCAGUCGCAGAAGUCCCUGCUGACCAAGUUGGUGGGAUUGUGUAACGUCCCAAACCUGGGACUGAUGACUACAUCGAUUGCCGGGAUGACGGACACGCCCAUCGUCCAAAGAUCGUGGGGCCUCAUGGCGUCGCUGCCCUCGCGAGAGAAGCAGUUUUACGGGCCCAACUUUUCGUUCCACGAGUACAUGAGAGCGAAAGGCUACCUUCGCGGCAUCGCCAUUCACUGGGCGCUCGGGUUCUUUGGUCUGCUCCUCGCGACGAUGCCGCCGUUCAGGGCGUUGGCCAAGCGGUUUGUCUACGAGCCAGGCCAAGGACCUGAUAAGGAGCUGGCAAAGAAGGACGAGAUUGAGUACCGUGGAAUUGCUGUGCCCGACAAGGCGUCCAAGACUGGAAAUCCGCAGGCAUACUGCCGUGCCAAGUACACUGGCAGCAUGUAUUAUUUGACGGGCAUGUUGUUGGCACAGGCUGCGUCGACGCUGCUGGAGGAUGACGUUGACUUGCCUGGAGGUGUUUUUACGGCCGCGUGCCUGGGACAGCCGUACAUUGAUCGUUUGCAUGAUGUUGGCUUCAAGUUUGAGACUAAGAUCUUGGAUCAGUAG